AUCCCUAGUUUGAACAGACAAAAAUCAAAUCACCAAAAAUGCAAAUGGCCGCUGAAUAAAAUAAUGCGUUUUCAUUAAUGGAGUAAUUUUUGCUUAUAGAUCAAAUGUACUCCAAUAAUUGUGUCAGUUUUGUAAUUAAGUAGUUCAUAAGAGACAAAAGAAGCCGCAGCCAUGUCGCUGCCGCCAUACCUCCUGGGGCCCAACCCCUGGGCUACCAUGAUGGCGCAGCAGCAGCUGGCAGCGGCACAGCAAGCAGCGAUGCAGGCGCACGCAGCUGCUUCCGCUGCAGCGCCGCCCUUAGCACCAGUGCAGCCUCCUAAACCACAUCAUAUUUCAGAAGAGAAAAUAAAGGAUAAAGCUCAAAAAUGGCUCCAACUGCAGUCAAAGCGUUUCGCCGAGAAGCGAAAAUUUGGUUUCGUCGAUGCCCAGAAAGAAGACAUGCCACCAGAACACAUCCGCAAAAUCAUCCGCGAUCACGGCGACAUGACCAGCCGGAAAUACAGACAUGACAAACGAGUAUAUCUCGGAGCACUGAAAUACAUGCCGCACGCUGUCAUGAAGCUCCUGGAAAACAUGCCAAUGCCCUGGGAACAGAUUAGGGAUGUACAAGUCCUGUACCAUAUAACUGGUGCUAUAACGUUUGUGAACGAAAUCCCCUGGGUCAUAGAACCAGUGUACAUAGCCCAGUGGGGUACAAUGUGGAUCAUGAUGCGAAGGGAGAAGCGUGAUCGACGUCAUUUCAAACGUAUGCGAUUCCCACCGUUUGAUGAUGAGGAACCACCAUUGGACUAUGCAGAUAACAUUUUAGACGUUGAGCCCUUAGAGCCUAUACAGAUUGAAUUGGACCCAGAGGAAGAUGGGGCAGUUGCAUCAUGGUUCUAUGACCACAAACCUCUAGUAGACACAAGACAUGUCAAUGGAUCUACAUACAGAAAAUGGAAUUUGACAUUACCACAAAUGGCAACUUUAUAUCGACUUGCAAAUCAAUUGCUCACUGAUCUAGUUGACGAUAACUAUUUCUAUUUAUUUGAUUCAAAGAGUUUCUUCACUGCAAAAGCUUUGAAUAUGGCUAUACCUGGGGGACCAAAAUUUGAACCACUUGUAAAGGAUAAUUCAGCUGGGGACGAAGAUUGGAAUGAGUUUAACGACAUCAAUAAGAUUAUAAUUCGUCAGCCAAUAAGGACAGAGUACAGAAUUGCAUUCCCAUAUCUCUACAAUAACCUGCCACAUUUUGUUCAAUUGUCUUGGUAUCACACUCCAAAUGUGGUGUAUAUCAAAACAGAAGACCCUGACUUACCAGCUUUCUACUUUGACCCUCUUAUCAAUCCGAUAUCCCAUAGACACACAGUGAAAUCUCUAGACCCAGUACCUGAGGAGGAAGAUUUUCUGCUACCAGAGGAAGUGUCUCCAUUUUUACAAGAGACUGCUCUAUACACAGACAAUACUGCCAAUGGUAUUUCACUGCUGUGGGCUCCGAGGCCAUUUAACAUGAGAUCAGGUCGCGCCCGUCGUGCUAUCGACGUGCCGUUAGUGAAGACGUGGUACAAAGAGCACUGCCCGCCCGGCCAGCCCGUCAAGGUGCGCGUGUCGUACCAGAAGCUGCUCAAAUACUAUGUGCUCAAUGCCCUGAAGCAUAGACCACCAAAACCACAAAAGAAAAGGUACCUCUUCCGUUCGUUCAAAUCAACGAAAUUCUUCCAAACAACAACACUGGAUUGGGUGGAAGCAGGCUUGCAAGUGUGCAGGCAAGGUUACAACAUGCUCAACCUGCUGAUCCAUAGAAAGAAUCUGAACUACCUUCAUUUGGAUUAUAAUUUCAACUUGAAACCAGUGAAGACACUCACUACUAAAGAGAGAAAGAAGUCCCGUUUUGGUAAUGCAUUCCACUUGUGCAGAGAGAUUCUCCGCUUGACCAAACUCAUUGUGGACUCGCACGUCCAAUACAGACUGAACAACGUAGACUCGUUCCAACUGGCCGAUGGUCUGCAGUACAUAUUUGCCCACGUGGGCCAGCUCACUGGGAUGUAUCGUUACAAGUAUAAGCUCAUGAGGCAGAUCAGAAUGUGCAAGGACUUGAAACAUCUGAUUUAUUAUCGGUUUAAUACGGGGCCGGUAUCCAAAGGCCCUGGAUGUGGGUUCUGGGCUCCAGGAUGGCGCGUGUGGCUAUUCUUCAUGCGCGGAAUUACGCCCCUACUGGAAAGGUGGCUUGGAAACCUACUGUCCAGGCAGUUUGAAGGACGACAUUCCAAAGGUGUUGCAAAAACUGUAACAAAGCAGCGCGUCGAGUCUCACUUCGACCUGGAGUUGCGCGCUUCAGUGAUGCACGACAUAGUGGACAUGAUGCCUGAGGGUAUCAAGCAGAACAAGGCGAGGACCAUCCUGCAGCAUCUCUCCGAGGCAUGGCGGUGCUGGAAAGCCAACAUACCGUGGAAGGUACCAGGCCUGCCGACGCCAAUAGAGAACAUGAUCCUCCGGUACGUGAAGAUGAAGGCGGACUGGUGGACCAACACCGCGCACUACAACCGCGAGCGCAUCCGGCGCGGCGCCACCGUCGACAAGACCGUGUGCAAGAAGAACCUGGGACGUCUGACGCGACUGUACCUGAAGGCUGAACAGGAGCGGCAGCAUAACUAUCUCAAGGAUGGUCCAUACAUUUCACCCGAGGAAGCAGUAGCUAUCUACACAACGACCGUCCAUUGGCUGGAGUCCCGGCGCUUCGCCCCCAUACCGUUCCCACCGCUCUCCUACAAGCAUGACACCAAACUGCUGAUCCUCGCGUUGGAGAGGCUAAAGGAGGCCUACAGUGUCAAGUCCAGGCUCAAUCAGAGCCAGAGGGAAGAGUUGGGCCUCAUCGAACAGGCUUAUGACAAUCCUCACGAGGCCUUGUCGAGGAUUAAACGUCAUUUACUCACGCAGAGGACCUUUAGAGAGGUGGGUAUAGAGUUCAUGGACUUGUACUCGCACUUGGUGCCCGUGUACGACGUGGAGCCGCUGGAGAAGAUAACGGACGCGUACCUCGACCAGUACCUGUGGUACGAGGCGGACAAGCGGCGCCUGUUGCCGCCGUGGGUGAAGCCAGCCGACACCGAACCCUCUCCACUGCUCGUCUACAAGUGGUGUCAGGGCAUCAACAAUUUGCAAGACGUAUGGGAGGUCGGCGAGGGUGAAUGCAACGUUCUAUUGGAGUCGCGCUUUGAGAAACUGUACGAAAAGAUCGACCUGACGCUACUCAACCGACUGCUGCGUCUGAUCGUCGACCACAACAUCGCUGACUACAUGACUGCCAAGAACAAUGUUGUCAUCAAUUACAAGGACAUGAACCACACUAACUCGUACGGUAUAAUACGCGGCCUCCAGUUCGCGUCGUUCAUAGUGCAGUACUACGGGCUGGUGUUGGACCUGCUAGUGCUGGGCCUGCAGAGAGCCAGCGAGAUGGCCGGCCCACCGCAGCUGCCCAACGACUUCCUCUCGUACCAGGACAGGGCGGCGGAGCAGGCGCACCCUAUACGACUGUACUGUAGAUACGUCGACAGGAUACACAUUUUCUUCAAGUUUUCCGCAGAAGAAGCCAGAGAUCUGAUCCAGAGAUAUUUAACGGAGCACCCUGAUCCGAACAACGAGAACAUAGUUGGUUACAACAACAAGAAGUGCUGGCCGAGGGAUGCACGAAUGAGGCUCAUGAAGCAUGAUGUCAAUUUAGGUCGCGCAGUUUUCUGGGAUAUCAAGAACCGACUUCCGCGGUCAGUGACCACUAUCCAGUGGGAGAACAGCUUUGUGUCCGUCUACUCCAAGGACAACCCUAACCUCCUGUUCAAUAUGGCGGGCUUCGAAUGCAGGAUAUUGCCUAAGUGCCGGAGCCAACACGAAGAGCUAUCACAUCGCGACGGCGUGUGGAACCUGCAGAACGAGGUGACGAAGGAGCGCACCGCGCAGUGCUACCUGCGCGUGGAUGACGAGUCACUGGCCAGGUUCCACAACAGGGUGCGCCAGAUACUGAUGGCGUCCGGCUCUACCACCUUCACGAAGAUUGUCAACAAGUGGAACACUGCACUCAUUGGUCUAAUGACGUACUUCCGCGAGGCCGUGGUCAACACGCAGGAGCUAUUGGACCUGCUCGUUAAAUGCGAGAACAAAAUCCAAACGCGCAUCAAGAUCGGUCUCAACUCCAAGAUGCCCUCGCGUUUCCCGCCCGUCGUGUUCUACACGCCCAAGGAGCUGGGCGGUCUUGGCAUGCUGUCUAUGGGACAUGUGCUGAUUCCACAGUCUGAUCUCCGCUGGUCAAAACAAACGGACGUGGGCAUCACCCACUUCCGCUCGGGCAUGUCGCACGACGAGGACCAGCUGAUCCCCAACUUGUACCGCUACAUCCAGCCGUGGGAGGCCGAGUUCGUGGACUCGCAGAGGGUGUGGGCCGAGUACGCGCUCAAGAGGCAGGAGGCCAACGCUCAGAACAGGCGUUUGACAUUAGAAGAUCUGGAAGAUUCGUGGGACAGGGGAAUACCGAGAAUCAACACACUGUUCCAAAAAGAUAGACACACACUCGCUUAUGACAAGGGAUGGCGUAUACGUACCGAGUUCAAGCAAUAUCAGGUGUUAAAACAGAACCCGUUCUGGUGGACGCACCAGCGGCACGACGGCAAGCUGUGGAACCUCAACAACUACCGCACCGACAUGAUACAGGCGCUCGGCGGCGUGGAGGGCAUCCUGGAGCACACGCUGUUCAAGGGCACCUACUUCCCCACGUGGGAGGGACUCUUCUGGGAAAAAGCCUCAGGCUUCGAAGAGUCCAUGAAAUAUAAGAAGCUCACUAACGCGCAGCGGUCUGGUCUCAACCAAAUACCUAACCGUCGUUUCACUCUCUGGUGGUCACCUACUAUCAACCGUGCCAAUGUCUACGUGGGCUUCCAGGUACAACUGGACUUGACGGGUAUAUUCAUGCACGGCAAGAUCCCCACACUCAAGAUCUCUCUCAUCCAGAUCUUCAGGGCUCACUUGUGGCAGAAAGUCCACGAGUCCAUUGUUAUGGACUUGUGUCAGGUAUUUGAUCAAGAACUGGACGCCCUCGAGAUAGAGACGGUCCAGAAGGAAACAAUCCAUCCGCGUAAAUCAUACAAGAUGAACUCGUCCUGCGCUGACAUACUUCUGUUCUCGGCUUACAAGUGGAAUGUGUCGCGACCAUCCUUACUGGCUGAUACCAAAGAUACAAUGGACAAUACAACUACACAGAAGUACUGGCUCGACAUCCAGCUCCGGUGGGGCGACUACGACUCGCACGACGUGGAGCGUUACGCGCGCGCCAAGUUCCUCGACUACACCACAGACAACAUGUCCAUAUACCCGUCGCCCACUGGAUUGCUUAUAGCCAUCGAUCUGGCAUACAAUUUGCACAGUGCUUACGGCAACUGGUUCCCGGGUUGCAAGCCGCUCAUCCAGCAGGCGAUGGCGAAGAUAAUGAAGGCCAACCCGGCGCUGUACGUGCUGCGCGAGCGUAUACGCAAGGCGCUGCAACUGUACUCUUCGGAGCCCACUGAGCCGUACCUCUCCAGCCAGAACUAUGGAGAACUGUUCUCCAAUCAGAUCAUUUGGUUCGUUGAUGACACAAACGUGUACCGUGUGACAAUCCACAAAACGUUUGAGGGCAACUUGACCACGAAGCCCAUAAACGGCGCCAUCUUUAUAUUCAACCCGCGCACGGGGCAACUGUUCUUGAAGAUCAUUCAUACAAGUGUAUGGGCCGGACAGAAACGUCUUGGACAGCUCGCUAAGUGGAAGACUGCAGAAGAAGUAGCGGCUCUCAUUCGUUCUCUGCCUGUUGAAGAACAGCCCAAACAGAUCAUCGUCACGAGAAAAGGAAUGUUGGAUCCUCUUGAGGUCCAUUUGCUAGACUUCCCGAACAUCGUGAUCAAGGGGUCCGAGUUGCAGCUGCCCUUCCAAGCGUGUCUCAAGGUGGAGAAGUUUGGUGAUCUUAUCCUGAAGGCGACUGAGCCGCAGAUGGUGCUGUUCAACUUGUACGACGACUGGCUGAAGACCAUCUCAUCUUACACUGCAUUCAGCAGACUGAUCCUGAUACUGCGAGCGCUCCACGUGAACACAGAACGGACCAAAGUCCUGCUGAAGCCCGACAAGACCACACUAACAGAGCCCCAUCACAUCUGGCCUACGCUCACUGAUGAUGACUGGAUCAAGGUUGAGGUGCAGCUUAAAGACCUCAUUUUGGCUGAUUAUGGCAAGAAGAACAACGUAAACGUGGCAUCUCUGACGCAAUCGGAGAUCCGCGACAUCAUCCUCGGCAUGGAGAUCUCCGCGCCGUCCGCGCAGCGCCAGCAGAUCGCGGAGAUCGAGAAGCAGAGCAAGGAGCAGAGCCAGCUCACCGCCACCACCACGCGCACCGUCAACAAGCACGGCGACGAGAUCAUCACGUCCACCACCAGCAACUACGAGUCGCAGACCUUCAGCUCUAAAACAGAGUGGCGCGUUCGUGCAAUAUCCGCCACGAACCUGCACCUGCGGACCAACCACAUCUACGUGAGCUCCGACGACAUCAAGGAGAGUGGCUACACGUACAUCUUGCCCAAGAAUUUGCUCAAGAAGUUCGUCACCAUAUCGGAUUUGAGAGCACAGAUCGCGUGCUACCUGUACGGCACGUCGCCGGCCGACAACCCGCAGGUGCGCGAGGUGCACUGCGCCGUGCUGCCGCCGCAGUGGGGCACGCACCAGACGGUGCACCUGCCGCGCCAGCUGCCCAAGCACCCCGCGCUGGCGCACCUGCAGCCGCUGGGCUGGAUGCACACGCAGCCCAACGAGUUGCCGCAGCUCUCGCCGCAGGACAUAACGACCCACGCCAAAGUAAUGGCUGAAAAUCCGACAUGGGAUGGCGAGAAGACGAUCAUCAUCACGUGUUCCUUCACUCCCGGUUCUUGCUCGCUCACCGCGUACAAGCUCACCCCCAGCGGGUACGAGUGGGGCGCCAAGAACACGGACAAGGGCAACAACCCCAAGGGCUACCUGCCCAGCCACUACGAGAGGGUGCAGAUGUUGCUGUCUGAUCGUUUCUUGGGUUACUUCAUGGUGCCUUCGCAGGGCAGUUGGAAUUAUAACUUCAUGGGUGUCCGCCACGAUCCCAACAUGAAGUACGGCGUGCAACUGGGCAACCCGCGCGAGUUCUAUCACGAAGUGCACCGACCCGCGCAUUUCAUGAACUUCGCGGCGAUGGAGGACGCGACCGCCCCCACCCUCGCGGCUGAUAGAGAAGACCACUUCGCUUAGAACUAACUAUACAUUUUUAACUAUUUACUGUUAAGUGAAUUAUUAACCAGUUUUUAUAUUUUUGAAUAGUGCUAGCCAGUUUGUGUCGGCAAUUCAAUUAUGUAUAUGGAAACUGUAAAUAAAUAAGGAUAAAUUGAA
Molecule: messenger RNA, 7404 nt
Organism: Bicyclus anynana (squinting bush brown)
Lineage: Eukaryota; Metazoa; Arthropoda; Insecta; Lepidoptera; Nymphalidae
Gene: Prp8
Product: pre-mRNA-processing-splicing factor 8
Exons: 35
Coding region: 172-7266 (2364 amino acids)
Biological process (GO): spliceosomal tri-snRNP complex assembly; mRNA splicing, via spliceosome
Cellular component (GO): U5 snRNP; catalytic step 2 spliceosome
Molecular function (GO): pre-mRNA intronic binding; metallopeptidase activity; protein binding
Source: RefSeq, a predicted model, not a curated record